Nicotiana attenuata is the source of this 2296-nucleotide messenger RNA. RefSeq lists its product as uncharacterized. The coding region runs from base 463 to 2010 and encodes 515 amino acids. The transcript has a single exon. Gene Ontology annotation, molecular function: S-adenosylmethionine-dependent methyltransferase activity. The record is from RefSeq and is a predicted model, not a curated record. NCBI's taxonomy places the organism in Eukaryota, Viridiplantae, Streptophyta, Magnoliopsida, Solanales, Solanaceae.
CCGAACUAAAUUCCCGUCUAUCUUCACACCCUUUUUCUUCUUAUCUCCCCCUUUCUCUAGCCCCUGCAACUCAUUUUUCUUCAUUCUUUUCUCUCUCUACACAUCCCAAAACCAGCAAUUUUUAAGAACUGGGUUUUGUUGAUUUCUUCAUAAUCCCGGUGAGAAAAUUAUAAAUUGGGUUUUGGGUUUCGGAUUUGUAGAUGAAGAAAUAUACAAAAGAGUAAAUUUCGCCUACAAAUCAUAAUUUCUUACCAAAAAUGUUAACCCCUUAUGCUCCUUUAAUUUUACCCUUUUCAAAACCCAUGUCUCACCGUUCUCUUAUCGGCGCUAAUCAUACUUCUGCUCGUUUCUGUUCUCGGUAAUCCCAUCUUUUCUAUUUUCCAAUAUUAGCUUCUUUCACUUUUGUAUUUUCCAAUUUUUGUUGAUAAUAUUUACAAAAAAUACACAAGAAUACGUUGUUUGAUGGAUCAUAGUACGGGAAAGCCGGGUUUUUUAAGGAAUGUGUUGGUUCGUUUGUUUCUAUUUUGUGUUGUGAUUCUUGGUUGUCGGUUUGCUUACGUGGUGACUCUCAAAGGCGAAACCUGUGACCUCGGCGAUUUUUGUUUCUUUUCCCUGCCCGAAAAUCUGAAUGUUAUUACCUCCGGCGUCGGGCAGCUGACCGAGUCUGUAUCAGCGGUCAUGACGACAAGCGAAAAAUCUGCUCCGGCGAAGCCCAAACUUCCCGAUCUAUGGACCAGACCAGAUUUCCAAAAAUCGGCCCGUUUCCAUUCUUCUGUGUUUCAGGAUCUUGUUGCAGAGGGGUUUUUGAGCCCGAAUUCAAAGACCCUUUGCGUUGAAACUCCAGUAGGUGCUGAUGUUUUCGCUUUAAAGGAAAUUGGGAUCGCCGACUCAGUUGGGAUAUACAAGAAAGGCUCAAAGCCUUUGGUUAUUACAGGUAAAGCUGUUAAACAGCCUUUUGAAGAUAAUACAUUUGAUUUCAUAUUUUCCGGUGCCGGAAUGAUAGAUAAGUCGACGAAGCCAGGGGAUUUCGCGGCGGAGAUUUGUCGGACUCUGAAACCCGAAGGGUUUUUGGUGGUCCAUACAACAGGUUCUAAAGAUACGUACAGUUUCAAUUCAUUCCUUCAUUUGUUUAACUGUUGUACAUUGAUUAAGUCUAGGAAUAUUGAUGGUUUUGAUUCAAAUACUAUUCGUGAGAUUGUUAUGAAAAAGGUUGUUUUUGGGGAUGUAAAUGUUGAAGAAAAAGUGAGUAGUGAUUCGAAGAACAAAUGUAAUGUUCCGGAUUAUAAACUGAAGCUGGUUAAAAAAGCUGAGCCUUUGAUUAAAGAGGAACCUAAGAAACCAUGGAUUACUCUAAAGAAGAAUGCACAGAAAAUAAAGUACUUGUCGUCCAUGGCGGAUAUAAGUUUUAAGCAGAGGUAUGUGUAUGUUGAUGUUGGGGCGAGGAGUUACGGUUCGAGCAUUGUGAGUUGGUUUAAGAAGCAGUAUCCGAAACAGAACAAGACAUUUGAGAUAUAUGCUAUUGAGGCUGACAAGACUUUCCACGGGCAGUAUGAGGGUAAAAAAGGGGUGACUUUGUUGCCCUAUGCUGCUUGGGUGAGGAAUGAGACGUUGUCGUUUGAGAUUAAUCAAGACCCGGGUCAUAAAGACGUGGCGAAAGGGCGAGGGAUGGGAAGAAUUCAACCUGUUGAAUCUUCUAGUAACUCUGCAAGUGAGGUGGAUUUGAUCCAAGGUUUUGACUUUGCUGAAUGGUUGAAGAGCAGUGUAUCGGAGAGGGAUUAUGUCGUGAUGAAGAUGGACGUUGAAGGCACUGAAUUUGAUUUGAUUCCCAGAUUGUUUGAAACCGGGGCAAUUUGCCUGAUUGAUGAAGUUUUUCUUGAAUGCCAUUACAAUAGGUGGCAGAAAUGCUGUCCUGGGGAGAGGUCUUCUAAGUAUGAGCAUACAUAUGGCCAAUGCUUGGAUCUCUUUACUUCUCUAAGAGAAAGUGGAGUUCUUGUUCAUCAGUGGUGGUGAUCUUCAAUAAUCCAGCAUAGUUUCAGUAGCUUUAGUUUUUUCUUAUUUCUCUUUGUAAUUCUCACACAAGCAGGAAAAAUGUCAUCCUUUUUAUACAUCUCGUUGUAGUCAAAUAUCAUCUGUAUCACGUUCGUGUUGUUUAAUUCAUUUGCUUGUACAAUAACAGUUGUGAGUACACAACUAUGUGUUAGCUAGCACGUAGAUAUAGAGUAAAAAGGUUCAGCUGAGAUACGUUACUUCUUUUUUUCUGUUUCAAUUCAGACAAGUUGGACAAAAUUUGCAUGAA